Molecule: messenger RNA, 5364 nt
Organism: Vespula pensylvanica (western yellowjacket)
Lineage: Eukaryota; Metazoa; Arthropoda; Insecta; Hymenoptera; Vespidae
Gene: pns
Product: DENN domain-containing protein 5B
Exons: 20
Coding region: 310-4329 (1339 amino acids)
Molecular function (GO): small GTPase binding; guanyl-nucleotide exchange factor activity
Source: RefSeq, a predicted model, not a curated record
AGGUAGCGUGAAAGGGGAAGCAAUAGGGAGGAAGGUGGGAGAAGGAAAAUCUGUCGGACACGGUCGCAGAACCGUGCGUGCUCCCGUGCAGUUCCGUGCUUUUCCGUACGCGUCAAGAUCAGCUGUGUGUGUGUGCGUCUCUCUCGAGGCCACGAGUCAAAGAAGAAAUGACAGCAGUCGAGAGAACGGCCGCGAUGCCCUUUUCGCUCUCGUGAGGGUGGGUAAAGCUUUUCUAAUUUCGAGGGAAGGCGGGCCAGAUCUCUGUCACCACCCGCCGUUUUAACUUUACAAUAAGGCUCGAUCGAGAGGAUGAACGGAAGCCUGGGAAUACCUCGAGGACCCGAACAACAUCCACAGAGAUUCGCCGAUUAUUUCGUCAUAUGCGGUCUCGAUAAAGAUUCGGGUCUCGAACCAGACAAAUAUUUCGGAGACUCUUUACAAUGCACACCUCUGGAUCGAGCAUACAAGAGCAAAGUUUUAGGGCAUUAUCCGGAUUCAGUACCAUGGAAUCCAUUCGACGAGCAUGCAGUUUGUAUGCUUUGCCUACCAAGCGGUCUGAGAUUUCGAACACAGAAACACUCAGUCGAGCCGACGUUUCACUCGUUUGUCCUUACCAAAGAAGAUGGCCACAGGACGUACGGUUUCAGUCUCGUAUUCUACGAAGAGUGUCGUAAUCGUAAGAUAUGUGCUGCUAUGCAAACGUUGCAAGCGAUGCAUAUCACAGAAUUAAGUAGUGGUCAGAACGGUACACCGCCAACGACAAGAAAGGGCCAGGAGGGACAUAAUACUAGAUCCUUGCCACGUCAUUUUAAAUUGUCAGCACACUCCCCGAGUGCAGCUUUAGCUUAUUACGAUUCAACCAAAGAUAAAUUAUUAGUAACCAAGUCAAUUUCCUUGCUCUGUCAACAGCCCUAUCUUCAUGCGGCCAGAACGUUCCUGACUAAUUUAUACAAAUGUGUUCCUAGGCAUCCAGGACCUGGCCUUAGUUUAGAGUCAUACGUGUACAAUCUUUUGUACAAUGUACCGGUACCAUUACCUGGAAAAUCAUUAAAAUUUUUUAUACCAAACGACGAGCCAGCUAAAGUUCCCUUAGAAUUGGUGAUACAUCAGCCUAUGCCAUCGCAAGAAUUACCCAUGUUGGAUUAUCCUUUGAAGGAUGUAUUUACAUGGCUAGGGGCUGACUGCGUCAUACAGUUAUUCACUUGCGUCCUUUUGGAGAAUCAAGUGUUACUCAGAAGUUCGGACUUUAACAAACUGAUGGUCGUGUCCGAAUGUAUAACCGCCCUUCUGUUUCCCUUUUCGUGGCAACACGUUUAUGUACCUAUAUUGCCAGCCAGUCUACAUCAUUUCUUAGAUGCGCCAGUUCCAUUUAUAAUGGGAUUGCAUGCUCAGAGCGAAGGUGGCGUAUUAAAAAUUGCUAGCGAAGCAAAUCUUUGUUAUGUAGAUAUAGAUAAGCAAAGUAGCCAAUUCCCGGAGGAGUUACCUGUAUUUCCACAUAAGAUGCAGUUUAUUGCUGAGAUUAGAGCACUUUUAAAUAAGUACAAAGUACCACAAACGGGAAAGACUGAUAAUAUGUUCAUAAACUAUGUCAAUGGUGACAUCAUGACUAGCAGCUUGACUCUUCCUGGUUCUGGAUUUCACCUUCCACGUAGAAAGCAUUCGUUACAUGAUGUUCUAGAUUGGGACAGACCUGACUCCGCACCCCAAACAGAUGCUUUUCAACGAAUUGUUGAUAUAGUUAAGAGAACAGGUGUUAAUGUAGACGAUAUUGAUUCUGUGGAGGAUACUAUUAACGAAAAAAUACUCACUCCCCAAGAGGAAUAUCAAGAAACUCUCAUUUUUAAUAACGCCAUUAGAGAGAUUUUUUUGAAUCGUUUUGUACAAAUGUUUUGUAGUUACGAACAUUUUGUUAUUCAACCAAGUCAAGACAAAGACGAAUGGUUGAAUAAUAGAGACAGUAUGCAUGUCUUUGAUAAAGCAACGUUUUUAUCCGAUCAACCUGCGCAACAUCUACCAUUUUUAUCAAGGUUUUUAGAAACUCAAAUGUUUGCUUCCUUGGUAGAUAGCAAAGUUAUGUCAACGUGGAGCGAACUCGAUUAUAAUAUCAAAGUUUUCGACGAUAGAAUUACGUUUUUAAAAAAAAAAGUUGGCGAAACUAUUAUAAGAUCGACGCGUUACGAGACAUGCACGAGCAUGACCGAAACUCAAAAAGUUUUGGAGCAGAGAUUAACCAACGUAGAUUUUGAGACCAACCCACCGACCGAGAUUGUUCCACACAGAGCUGCAUACUUCAGGAGUUUUCCUUUACUAGAUACGGUCGCGUUAAACAAAGAACCUGCUCAAAGUAUACUUCGUAGUAGAAAAGGACAGACACAGUGGAAAUAUAAAAUGAAAUCUAUAGAUUCAAAUGGUAAAACAACAGUACCUCAAGAAUCUCAAUCUCCACGACCACAAACGAAGCUCUCUGCGGAUAUGAGCCCAGCACUGAUAGCGCAAGCCAAUUGGACUUUUGUUGAAAAAUUGCUCAAGGAUUGUAAAUCUAAAACCAAAAGAAUGUUGGUCGAAAAAAUGGGUUCUGAAGCUGUUGCUCUUGGGCAUGCUAGUGAAUCUCUCUCUGACGUAGAAGAAAAUACAUUAGUAGCUAGUCUCUGUGAUUUAUUGGAAAGGAUAUGGAGUCAUGGAUUACAAAAUAAACAGGGCAAAAGUGCUCUUUGGUCUCAUCUUACAAUGUAUCAGGAAUUGGAAGAAUGUAAUGAUACAACUAAAACUAUAGAUCCCAACUUUCUUUCUCCUGUACCCAAGAAAUCGCCAAAUAAACUUUUUGGGUUACCGGAUCGUUUAAUCGCAUCUUUAAAGAGCAGAAAUAUUUUUGAGAUUACUUCCUAUAUCAAGGAGAAUUUCAAUGAUUUAUCAAAUCUGGCAUUGGAGACUGAUGUCUCGCCGACAAGAGGAACGGAUAAGCACAAAUCUCCUGGAGAAAGAAGAGCUAUCGGACCAGAGCAUUUGCGACCUUUACCCGAAUCCUUGGUUUUUGAUAUUCGAAAUAUUCAAGCAAUGACGGAUAUUAAAACGCACAUUGGAUACGCCAGAGCAUGGGUGAGACUAGCAUUAGAAAAGAAAUUACUAUCUCGACAUUUAAAAACACUGCUAUCUGAUACAGCACUUUUAAGGAGUCAAUAUAAACGAUCAGCAUUUUUACGCUGCGAGGAAGAGAAGGAACAGUUUUUAUAUCAUUUAUUGACGUUAAAUGCGGUCGAUUAUUUUUGCUUUACAAAUAAUUAUCCUACUACUAAGUUACCAUAUAGAGUUGUAAUAUUUCCAAGUCGUAAGGCAAGCGCAGCUACAACUUCUGCCAAUAGUUGGAUUGCUAUAUCUGGUACAUUGUGUGAGACUAAUCCUGUCCCAAUUCCUAAAGCAGCUCUAGAAUUUGUAUUUCACCAUAAAAAUUUAGGUGUCCUGUCAACUUUGCGAAUAGGUCAUGACAAUACCGGUCUUUCUCCUAAAUGGAUGGUAGAACACGUUGUGGUAAGAAACGAAGUUACAGGGCAUACAUUUAAAUUCCCUUGUGGGCGAUGGCUUGGUAGGGGCAUAGACGAUGGAUCUACUGAAAGAUUGCUAGUAGGUGCUUUAGUACCACGUAGUAUUGAUAAUGAAGAAUUGGUUGAAUCGUGUUCGACUCCUCCAAGAUGUAGAUCUCCGAGUAUACCCAGACGACCUAUAUUAUCCCAAGUUGAAUUGCAACACAUGCUUGGAGAAGCUGUAAAUGCGAUUGUCAAAUAUCAUUACAGAAGAGAGUGCCAAGAUAGUUCUCUAACUGCCUUACUUUGUGGAGAGAGCGGACUCGUACCUUCCCUCGAACAAAUCUUUUUAUUCGGUUUUAAAAAUCAAAGAAUAUUUGGUAGAAAUUUUUAUGUUUGGGACUAUCUCUUACGAGUAAAAGAAAACUUUGAGAUAUCUUUAUUGGAACAAAUGGAUGAAUACUCACAGAGAUUAAAUAGGAGUAGAAAGAUACACUCCGAGAGUAAUCAGAGGUUUACUAUCUUGAGAUGUUACAGUCAUCUUAUAGAUCAGAUUAAUAUAUUCAGUCAAACUUUAGGAAAAGAUGGAAAGUUUCAGUUGUUCAUUUGUUUGGCAGCAAGAGAACAAUUGCUUCAUCCUAUGUUACGUCCGAUGAGCGAAGCGCGUUCUACAACAGAUAUGUACGAGGAGAAUUCGUUUUUGAGAAAUCAGACUCUCUUGACGUUCCUUAUACAUAUUCUUGAACCACUUAGCGACUUCCAUAUUGUUCUUGAAAAAAGUUUGACUCAUGGAAUAUCUAGUAUAUGUUAAUCUGUUAUACAUUCCGUGUGUAUUUUGGAUGAAAGCUUCGUAAAAAUGGCUGAACCAAUGUGACACGAUGUUAUGCAUUCAUUUUAUACACUGUUAAAGUCGAAAGACGAUAGGGAGACAGACACACCGGUGUUAGAGUAUAGAAGUCGGUGAAAUAAUUUGCAAAGAUGCAAAGAAUUUUAUUAUUACGAUAUUAUAUAUAUAUAUAAAAUUGAAUAUUUAAAAAAAAAAAAAGAAAAAAAAUCGAAGACUGUUACCGGGGAAUGUAAAAUAGAAAUUUUUAGAUGAGAAAUUAUUAAGAAGUGAGAGAGAGAGAGAGAGAGAGAAAGAGAGAUGCAUGGUAUUUACCGAAUGUAAAGUUCGAAGAGAGCAUGAAUUUUCUCAUGCUAUUUUCAAUGCUCGUACUAUUCAUGACAAGUGAUAUCUAGUUAACUUUUACUCAACUCCUUUUAUCGCAGUUAUUAUUAAUGGGGAUAUACGAAUGAACUUUCUCUAAAUCAUCAUACGUACGAACGAAAUAUGAACCAAAGAUUUUAAUCCUAUUAAUUUAUUAAUAUAAUUAAUGCCGUGUAUAUUAUUGCCAUUAUUUAAACAGAAUUAUAGUUAUUAUUAUUAUUAUUAUUAUUUUUUUUUAACUAUUACGUUUUUGUCCAUGUAAAAUAACCAAGUGCUGUGUAAAAAACAUCUGGAUGACAUUUGUAUAGUACCACGUUGGAGUAUCUUGUGUUAUUAUAUUUUUAACUUAAAUAAUAUGAUGCUCUUAAUAAUCUUCCUCUAAUAGAAAAUUGUCCAAGAUCUCAAUUCGAUUAUUUGACGUCUAUCUAUAUAUUCACGUUAUUUUUUACUGGCUGUGCUUUGAUUAUACACGUUAAAAGAAAAAAAAAAAAAAAGAAAAAAAGAAAAAAAAUUAACGAAAAAUCAAGGAAAGGAAAAAAAACGAAAGUAAAACACAAAGACAUCGUGCAACAAGUUUUCGUUAUGAUUUUGUGCUAUGUUUGUGCAUUUACGGACGUAAAACAUUGUUAAUAAUUUAUU